Cercocebus atys (sooty mangabey) is the source of this 923-nucleotide messenger RNA. RefSeq lists its product as uncharacterized. The record is from RefSeq and is a predicted model, not a curated record. NCBI's taxonomy places the organism in Eukaryota, Metazoa, Chordata, Mammalia, Primates, Cercopithecidae. The transcript has 3 exons. Bases 22 to 342 code for a protein of 106 amino acids.
CCGCAGUGCCUUUAUCGUGGGAUGAAUAUUAGUUGGAGUAAGACACAGGAAGCUCUCGGCCCAGCCAGAAGCACAGAGGAGGUGCUCGAUGAAAUACUGUGGCACAGAGAAGACAAGCAACUCACCCAAGGUGGCACAGCUAGUAAGCAGAAGAGCCGGGAUUUGAACCCAGGAGUAUUCCUCCUGGUCCUUUGGGAUGCUGACAGAGGAGCAGAUAUACAGCAUCUCUGCCAUGAUAUAAAGGCUGCUGCGGUGCACAACUGUCUCCCUAGAAGGUACCGCAGGGGUGUAAAACUUCUCCUCCCUGCAUUGUCAGCGCGUGUCUCGGUGGAUGUCUGCUGACUUUUUCAAAAACCCUUGUAGAACAGUGGUUCUCAAAUGGUGAUUUUGUCCCCCUCACCCCAGGGGACCUUUGGCAAUAUCUUGAGAUGUUUUUGGUUGCCGUGAUUGAGGAGGUGCUACCUGCAUCUGCUGGGCAGAGGCCAGGGAUGCUGUUCAACAUCCCACAAUGCACAGGACAAUCUUCUCUACAGCAAUGAAUUAUCCAGUCCACAAUCUCAAUAGCACCAAUAUUGAGAAACCCUGUUGAAGAUGGAGCCUAUCCAUGGGGCAUUGAUCUUGGAGUCUCCCCCUUCCUGAAUACUUGAAGUCCCUCUGCAGACUCUUGGAUACCUCCAGCAAUGGGGAGCUCACCACCUGUUUUGAAGCCAGGCAGGUCUGGGCUCUUCUUGUGACUGUGUGACUCUGGAUUUUCCCACAGGUGGGAGUGGCUCCACCACCUUGAGCUUCAGUUUCCCCCAGUGCCAUGGGAUUAGCAGCAGCCCUGCCUCACAGACGGUGCGAGGAUGAAAUGAGAUGAUGUGCCAGAGUUGGCUGGUGCGGUGCAGGGUAUACAGAGAGUGCUCAAUAAACGUUCCCUGCUG